AUGAAACCAACUUCUCAGCCUAAUGAACCUACCAAACGGCAAUCAUCAGAUAAUAUGUGGGCGUUUUUACAUGAUUUGAAGGGCCAUCAACUAACGAACGAACAGAAAAAUGAUAUCCUGAUCAUCAAAGCUGCAUUAAGGUGAGUUGUGUGACUAGAGUGGUGUUUAUGGCCUUUUUACAUUUAAUUUAAAGUGAAACAAAAAAAAAAAAAAGAAAAAAAACACUACAACACCAUAAGUCACUAAGUAAACUCGCCUACCUGCACUAACUGUCCAGGCAGCAUUUUGCAAAUAUUGUAGUAAUAUAGAAUAAAAAUCAAUAUAUCUUUGUCGCGUAAGCUAACCUUAGAUGUUGUCAUUUCCGAAAGCACAGCAAAGAAGAAAUGUACUUUUUUAGUUUUACGCAGAUUCCUACCACCAUUCACCAAGAACUAAGAGCUAAGUUGAAGCUGCCAUUACUACAUUUGUUACGUUCAUACUAUACUGGUCGUUUCGAUAGAAGUCUUUUCGAUACAAAUUUAUUCACUCAAGGUGUAAAUAGUUUCCCGUACUUGGCUUAAUUAAAGAACGAAGAUAUUCACCCAAAAUGUUUUUCUUGUUCACACGCAAACUACACUUGAAGUGAACAAAAUUUUUGUGCAAUUUCACUCCUUGAGUUUGUAUCGAAUCGACUUGUAUCGAAACGACCGGUUUUCUGCUUGAACGAACCAACCCGUCUGACCCAUGGACACUGCCUGAAAAAAACUAAAAAAAUUUCCGGUCUCAAAGCUUAAAAACAUAAUUAUGCUAAAUGGCAGAUUGAAGCUGUUAGAGAUGUUGCGUACGAUCUUCAUCAUUUAAACGUUCGCUCCCUCGAAGGAAUAAAUGGUUUUCACAGUGACGUCAUCAAAUUGUAAAGUCAAAAUAGCGAGGUUUCACGAAUUCUUAUUUACACUAGGUUGAAGAUAAACAAAAAUAAAUCUUUGUACAAGUUUCCAUUCCCGUAGCAUGUUUCAUUUCGAAAAUACAGCAAUUUGAACUUCCAAGUUUUCACAGUGCGUGACACCAAUUGAAAAUAGGAAUGCUGUCUCGUUGAAAAAAAGUCUCUCCUCUUGAUUUUCAGCAGUAUAACCAUUUUAAGUGUUAGAAGAUAUGUCUAUGCGCCCGUAUUCUAGUUUUCGAGUGAAAAAAAGAGCUUUUAAUAGAAAAAGUGAACUCCAGAUGUUUUUUUUUUAUUUCUGGCGGCCAUAUUGGUGCACCAAAACGGUGCACCCAUCAGUGGCAUCUCCAUAAAAAGCUCUACAGAGGUGCGUGAAACGUUUCGGCAAAUAACUCAGAAACUGUGGGUCACAAAGACCCGAGACUUGGACAAAUUGUUUAUAAAUUAGUCUUUUAUAACAUUUUGUCUUCUUGGUUUCUUCCACUAAACGGUUUCCAACUUAAUUUUUCGUUGCAUGACAGUGGAAACGACCUAUAUCUUAGCUUCGCUAUUUUUAAACGAAACUGUCGAAUCAGGUCAAAUUUUUGUUGCCUGCCCAUACGCAGACAGCGCUUCUUAAGCUAAUCCAAAAUGGCGUUUUCACUCAUCCAUGCAACCAGGCCUUUGCCGUACAAACAUUUUGACGGCCAAAUUUUCAAUCGCACCGACUAACAAUUUUAUCGUUAGCACGGUUCCGUGUGAACGAAACACCUUAACCCACUAAUUUCCAUUUGGUCCAAAAUUGGUCGGUAACGUGUUUCAACAACGUUAAUUAACGUAUUUUAAGGAGGACCUUAGAUAACAAUGACCUCACCAGUUUGACGUCUAGCGGUUUAGUGAAAACAAGGGUUUGGGUGGGUGCUCAGUCUCGCGGGAUCAUAAAACCUGAGUAUUAUUUAAGGAUUUUCGUAUUUUAAGGUCUAGAGCCUACUUGACAAGCCCUCAAGGUCAUGUGGGAAGCUGAAAGCUCCUUUGUAAUCUGACAUAACAUCGCAGUUGUCACAAUGGUAUGAAUCUUGCUUUGUCCCUUCUUGCUCAAUGCAUUUUGGACUCGCUGGGACCACGUGACCCAAAACGCAUCGGUCGCGCGCAAUAAUAAGGCCUAGGAACCAGGCAUAAGCGCGUCGGUGUGUUUAUGUUUCGAGGUUGGCCGCAAGCCGGAAACAGCUUUAUGACAGGUCUCUGGCACUGGCGGUAAUCUAACUUAUAUUAUUGACUUAAUAUAGAUUUCUUUACUUUACUUUUAUGGCUAGUUCUUUAAACAAGACGCUAGCGGAAAACCAGGAUAUGGAACCAACUUCUCAGCCUAAUGAACCUACCACACGGCAAUCGUCAGAUGAAGUGUGGGCGUUCUUAGAUGAAUUCAAGGGCCGUCAACUAACGGACGAACAGAAAAAUGAUAUCCUGAUCAUCAAAGCUGCAUUAAGGUGAGUUGUGUGACUAGAGUGGUGUUUAUGGCCUUUUUACAUUUAACUAAAGUAAAACAAAAAAAAACAAAGAAAGGAAGAAAAACUACCAAAGACCUGAGACCUGGACAAAUUGUUUAUAAGUUAGUCUUUUAAAACAUUUCGUCUUCUUGGCUUCUUCCACUAAACGGUUUCCAACUUAAUUUUUUGUUACAUGACAGUGAAAACGAUCUAUAUCUUAGCUUCGCUAUUUUUAAACGAAACUGCCGAAUCAGGUCAAAUUUUUGUUACCUGCCCAUACGCAGACAGCGCUUCUCAAGCUAAUCCAAAGUGGCGUUUUCGCUCAUCUAUACAACCACGCCUUUGCCGUACAAACAUUUUGACGGCCAAAUUUUUAAUCGCACCGACUAAAAAUUUCACCAUUAGCAUGGUUCCCUGUGAACGAAACACCUUGACCCACGAAUUUCCAUUUGGUCCAAAAUUGGUCGGUAACGUGUUUUAACAACGUUAAUUAACGUAUUUUAAGGAGGACCUUAGAUAACAAUGACCUCAACCAGGUUGACGUCCAGCGGUUUUAGUGAAAACAAGUGUUUGGGUGGGAUGCUCAGUCUCGCGGGCUCAUAAAACCUGAUUUUUAUUUUAAGAUUUUCGUAUUUUAAGGCCUCGAGCUUACUUGACAAGACCGCAAGGUCAUGUGGGAAGCUGAAAGCUCCUUUGUAUUCUGACAUAACAUCGCGGUUGUCACAGUGGUAUGGACCUUGCCUCGUCCCUUCUUUUCUCGCUCUGACCACGUGACCCGAAACGCAUCGGCUACGCGCAAUGAGGCCUAGGGUUAGGCAUAAGCGCGUCGGUAUGUUUCGGGGUUGGCCACAAUACGGAAACAGCUUAUGGUAGGUCUCAGGCAUGGGUGGAAAUCUAACUGAGAUCAUUGACUUAAUGCAGAUUUCUUUACUUUCCUUUAAUGGCUAGUUCUUUAAACAAGACGCUAGAGGAGAAACGGGCACCGAAAGAAACAUCUCAACCUAAUGAAACGAUCACACGACAAUCAUCGACUACAGCGGAAUUAUCGACCUCGGAAACAUUACCCACUACUCCAAUUACAAGCAAAUCUUCAACAAAGGAAGCGGCUUCAACACAAAAAUCCUCAACUUUGAAGGUAACGACGACUUCCAGAUCAGCAGAAUUACCGACCACGGAAACAUUAACCACUACCUCAACAAUUAAGCCCACAGCAAAAAUUCCAACGACUAAUGGAGAUACAGUUACAAGCAAAUCUUCAACAAUGGAAGCGGCUUCAACACAAAAAUCCUCAACUUUGAAGGUAACGACGACUUCCAAAUCAGCAGAAUUACCGACCGCGGAAAUAUUAACCACUACCUCAACAAUUAAGCCCACAGCAAAAAUUCCAACAACUAAAAGAGAUACAGUUACAAGCAAAUCUUCAACAAUGGAAGCGGCUUCAACACAAAAACCCUCAACUUUGAAGGUAACGACGACUUCCAAAUCAGCAGAAUUACCGACCACGGAAACAUUAACCACUACCUCAACAAUUAAGCCCACAUCAAAAAUUCCAACGACUAAUAGAGAUACAGUUACAAGCAAAUCUUCAACAAUAGAAGCGGCUUCAACACAAAAAUCCUCAACUUUGAAGGUAUCGACGACUUCCAAAUCAGCAGAAUUACCGACCACGGAAACAUUAACCACUACCUCAACAAUUAAGCCCACAUCAAAAAUUCCAUCGACUAAUAGAGAUACAGGUACAAGGAAAUCUUCAACAAUGGAAUCGGCUUCAACACAAAAAUCCUCAACUUUGAAAGGUAAGCGUAAAAGGUUGGUAACCGACGGAAGUGCAGUUAGAUUAUGCAGCUGCUGCUGCUGAUAAUGAUGAUGAUAAUGAUGAUGAGGAUGAUGAUGAUGAUGAUGAUGAUGAUGAUAGUGACGAGGGUGAAAAUGAUGAUGGCGAUGACGGUGAUGAUGGAGUUCAUAAGGCAGGUUCUUCCGAGACAACGAAUCUCGGUUCCAAUUAAAAUGUGCAAUCGUUCGGUAGGAUUGAAUGCUACUUUCGGGGCUCAAUUGGCCCCUAUGCCAUUGGUCAAGUGAAUUUUUAGUUUUGCUCACAACGUCGUCACUCUGGUCACGUUGUCUUGUUUAAUUUACCUAACGUGAUUUUUGAAUGAUAUAAAAUUACGGCCGCACGUAUGCCCAGAACCUGUUUAAAGUGUUUAUUAGAGUUGGCUAGUCGAAAAGUUUUUAAAAGGCCUAGUCUAAAAAAUAACAAAUUUGAGAUGAUAACAAGGGUUAUUUUAAAUUUUAAAUGACGAUAUGAUCGUCGCAGUGGUAAUUGCAAUUUAAGCAAUUGCAAAUAAACCGGAAAAAAAUUUCGGGACUUCAACCGGAUUCAAACCCAUGGCCUUUGCGUUAGCGCUGCAGUGCAUGUUCUACCAUUUGAGCAAGACCCAUACAUUGGUAGCAGGCCAGUACGUUGAGUUCAUAGCAUGUCAAUAUCAACUACUUCCUCCUUGCGUUGUUUACGUCGUUUACAAACUGCAAACCUGAUACCACUUCUUGGUUAUUCUGGUGAAUUGAUCCGAACAAAAUUUGUUUAUUUGUUGUUUUGGCCCUUUGAAAACUCAAUUUACAUUUUUUGAAAAUAGAUGGGAGUACGACGACUUCUCACAGCAGCACUAGUGGAUUUGAAAGGUAAGUUGAUCGCUUGAAUGCACUUAAAGAACAUGCACAGUUCACUAAGUUUUAAAGUAAAAAGCGAUUUAAUGAUGGAAUGAUAUGCCUCGUGCAUUCUUUCAUUUCAUUAUUGUGGGCGGCAAGAGGAGCCCGCAAUCCUAAUCUCCAGGUUGGUAUUACGCAUGCGUCGCAUGUAUUUAGCCAGCAUUCGUUUGGACUUGCACUCAAUCUCGUACCCAGAGUCUUCGGACUUUCUGACCAAAAAGCCAGAAGACUCUGGGUACGAGAUUGACUUCCAGUAAGGAUGAAUGGAAUGCACAGAACGCAAUUUGAUCACGCGCCUUAGUUUGCACCUUCUCUCACUCGUAAUCUCAUCACGCGUGUUUUGACUACGCAAAGCACAGCGAUGGAGCAAAAGCGUAAAAAAAAAAGCCUGAUCGCACGUUACCGAACGUUAUCGUCCUCACUCUAGAUCUGUGACCUUUGGUCAUUGCUAUUAGGGUAUACGUAAGUGGUAAUUAAAUAUCAGUAGCUGCAUUUCCUGCUUGGAUAUAAGGCCGUGUUUAUAUGGAGAAAAGUUGUCCCAGAAAGGAGGGACACCCUCCCAGCUGAGUCAACUUUAGCGCGCGGUUUAUAUGAGAAAAAAUUUGACCCCUUUGCCCGAGCCAAGACCACUGGCGCAUACUUUGAUUUUCCCGCCUUGACCGAGUUGACCCUGCUGGGCGAGCCAAAGCGUUAAUAUGGAGAAAAGCUGGUCCUGCUAAAGGGGAUGACCCUACCUAAGCCCACUUUUUGUUUCUCAGACAAACGGUUCGCCAAGUUUUGUAAGGAAAUGUAGGAGACAGUGGCGGGUCCAGACCUUCAGAUGAGGCAGGGGCCCGAUCAUCCAGACCCUGAGAUAAGGGGAGCGGGGGGGGGGGGGGGGCUAAAAAAAAAUUUUUUCCCCCUUUUGGGGCUCAGUUUGGGGUUACAAUAGGGCCCCCCCCCCCCGCGCCCGCCACCGGGGGAGGUUGGGCGGCCCCGGGGGCCGCGGGGGGGGGGGGCGCCCCGCCCCGCGGGCCUCAUCAAAAUCUGAAAAGGGGAGCCCCCUCCCCAAGCCCCUUUUUUUUUUCACAAAAAAGCGGGUCGCCAAGUUUUAGAAGGAAGGGUAGGGGGAGGGGGGGGGCCCAGCCCGUCGGAGGGGGGGGGGGCCCGCUCACCCAGACCCGGGAAAAAGGGGGGGGGGGGGGGGGGGGGGUCUAAAAGACAAUUUUUUCCGCCUUUCGGGUCUCAGUUUGGUGUAACAAUAGGGCCCCCCCCCCCUGGAUCCGCCACUGGGAGAAGUUGGCUCGCCCAGGGUAGCUCGGGUAGGUGACUGACCCAUCUGCCCGGGACAUAUAUAAACAAGGCCUAAUUAAUUUCAGCUAUUUUGUCCAUCUUGUAGGAUCACUGAUCCACUUUUUAAACAUUCGAGUAAUUUUCCAGCGGUCUUCAUGGUGGUCCUUGUGGUCAUUGUAGCUAUUUACUUUGGUUAUCACCACAGAAACAAGGUAAGUUUCAGAUCAGUCCGCUAGAAUUGAUGUUGAAUGAAUAGCUUUUCAGCACCUCGAACCCUAUUUACACAAUCAAGGUUUCUUAUUAGGUAGUACCCUGUUUCCAGAGGUGUUUCUUGAAAUUUUUCAAGAAAAACCACCUUGGGACUAGGGUAGCCAGGGAGAAACUUGUCCUUAUGAUAACGUGAUUAAACUUGCUAAGGUACGCAGAGGCUUAGCUUUUCAGAAGCUUUCAAGGUGGCGCGAAACAACUCAUACAAAUAAUGACACUUUUAGUUUGGUCAAAAGAAGAUUUCCCGAUGACUCUAUAUUUGCAAACUUUGCGUUUUUUGUUGUUGUUAUUUAUCGUAGUUUCGUUUUUUUUGUUUGUUUUUAAGGCAGCACUAUGAAUUGUUUGACUAGGUACUCAGUCUAUCUCCACUCGAGUACAGUUAAGGUCCUUAAUUAAGGCAUCAACAAACUCGCCAACUUGACAACAAUGCAAGGAUUAUUACAAACGUAUAUUCAUUAGACGGUCUUGUACCCAUCCUCUUACGACCAAGUCGUUAAAGUAUAAUAGUUGGUGGUGCAGCCCGCGAUCUUAGUCUUGCUCAUCAAACCAGUCUUGAACUGAGCUUUCACAUACAUUUACCUGAUUUACCAUCGUUUAAACGGGUCCAGUCGACAGGGUUGACUGAGACUAUUGCAAAGGGAUAGUUGUUGUCGCACAGACAACCGUAAGCACACGGGUGUAUGCGAAAAAUGGAACGAGCUGCAGUAUGUAAAGCUCAAACCUUUGAUUUGUUAACGCGCUGACGGAGACUGAUCUGCAUCGUCAAUAUUCCUUUUUCUCAUGUUUUUCAGAUCCAUACAUUUUUUAAAGAAGGUGUGUCUCAGCCAAAGCACAGGGGGACAGGUUACCUUAAAGUGAAAGUGGAGGAUGACACCAUAAAUUUACCUCGCGAAGCUAACAGGGAAUACAUUUAUUAA
This is a messenger RNA of Porites evermanni, 7547 nucleotides long. Lineage: Eukaryota; Metazoa; Cnidaria; Anthozoa; Scleractinia; Poritidae. The record is from the annotation of a GenBank genome assembly.